UGCAGGAAUCUUUGAACUGGUGGAGCUUGUUGGCAAUGGUACCUACGGGCAGGUCUAUAAGGGUCGUCAUGUUAAAACAGGCCAGCUUGCUGCUAUUAAGGUUAUGGACGUCACCGGGGAUGAAGAGGAAGAGAUCAAACAAGAAAUUAACAUGCUGAAGAAAUAUUCUCACCACCGAAAUAUCGCUACGUAUUAUGGUGCUUUUAUUAAAAAGAACCCACCGGGAAUGGAUGAUCAGCUCUGGCUGGUGAUGGAGUUCUGCGGCGCGGGCUCCGUCACCGACCUCAUCAAGAACACAAAGGGGAACACUUUGAAGGAGGAGUGGAUCGCCUACAUCUGCAGAGAGAUUUUACGGGGCUUGAGUCAUCUACACCAGCACAAAGUAAUUCAUCGAGACAUCAAGGGACAGAAUGUAUUGCUGACGGAAAAUGCUGAAGUUAAACUAGUGGAUUUUGGUGUCAGUGCUCAGCUGGACAGAACGGUGGGCAGGAGAAACACCUUCAUUGGGACGCCUUACUGGAUGGCCCCCGAGGUCAUUGCCUGCGAUGAAAAUCCCGAUGCCACUUACGACUUCAAGAGUGACUUGUGGUCUUUGGGGAUAACGGCCAUCGAGAUGGCAGAAGGUGCUCCCCCUCUCUGUGACAUGCAUCCCAUGAGAGCCCUCUUCCUCAUCCCCCGCAACCCGGCCCCGAGGUUGAAAUCAAAGAAGUGGUCUAAAAAAUUUCAGUCCUUCAUUGAGAGCUGCCUAGUGAAGAACCACAGCCAGAGGCCAACCACGGAGCAGCUGAUGAAGCACCCCUUCAUCCGAGACCAGCCCAACGAAAGGCAGGUCCGCAUCCAGCUCAAGGACCACAUCGACAGGACUAAAAAGAAGCGAGGCGAGAAAGAUGAGACAGAGUACGAGUACAGUGGAAGCGAGGAGGAGGAGGAGGAAAAUGACUCUGGAGAGCCCAGCUCCAUCCUAAACCUGCCCGGGGAGUCGACGCUGAGACGGCAGCGGGAGAACGAGGAGCACAAGCGGCAGUUGCGGGCCGAGCGGCAGAAGCGCAUCGAGCAGCAGAAGGAGCAGAGGCGAAGGCUGGAGGAGGAGUACAUCAGGCGACAGUUAGAGGAGGAGCAGAGACAGUUAGAGAUCCUGCAGCAGCAGUUGUUGCAGGAGCAAGCCCUACUUCUGCAGCAGCAGCAGCAGCGGCAGGACCAGAGGCCGGCAGAGAAGAAACCCCUCUACCAUUACAAAGAAGGGAUAAAUGCCAGCGAGAAGCCUGCGUGGGCCAAGGAGGUGGAGGAGCGCUCCCGGCUCAAUCGCCAGAGCUCGCCGGCCAUGCCCCAUAAGGUGGCCAACAGGAUCUCUGACCCCAACCUGCCACCUCGGUCGGAGUCGUUCAGCAUCAGCGGCGUGCAGCCGGCCCGGACCCCGCCCCUGCUUCGGCCCGUGGACCCACAGAUUCCACAUCUGGUCACUGUGAAAUCCCAAGGAAGCUCCUUGUCUGGGUCUCAGUCACUGCAUGAACAGCCUGCAAAGGGACUGGCUGGGUUUCAGGAGGCUCUGACGGUGACCUCUCACCGCACUGAGAUGCCAAGGCAGAACUCGGACCCCACCUCAGAAAACCCUCCUCUGCCCCCUCGCAUUGAAAAGUUUGACCGAAGUUCUUGGUUACGGCAGGAGGAAGACAUUCCACCAAAGGUGCCUCAGCGAACCACUUCCAUAUCCCCUGCUCUGGCGAGGAAGAACUCCCCAGGCAACGGCAGCGCCCUGGGGCCGCGGCUGGGCUCCCCGCCCAUCCGGGCCAGCAACCCGGACCUGAGGAGGACGGAGCCCAUCGUGGAGAGCCCGCUGCAGAGGACCAGCAGCGGCAGCUCCUCCAGCUCCAGCACUCCCAGCUCGCAGCCCAGCUCCCAGGGCGGGUCCCAGCCCGGCUCCCAGGCUGGCUCCAGCGAGCGCAACAGAGUCAGAGGGAACGCCAAGCCCGAAGGGUCCCCUGUGCUCUCCCACGAGCCCGCCAAGGUGAAGCAGGAAGACAACAGGGACGUGACGCGACCGAGCCGACCCGCUAGCUAUAAGAAAGCUAUAGAUGAGGAUCUGACGGCCUUAGCCAAAGAGUUGAGGGAGCUGCGCAUUGAAGAAACCAAUCGCCCCCUGAAGAAGGUGACGGACUACUCCUCCUCCAGCGAGGAGUCGGAAAGCAGCGAGGAGGAGGAGGAGGACGGGGAAAACGAGACACAUGAUGGGACCGUGCCUGUCAGUGACAUCCCACGGCUUAUACCAACAGGAAUUCCUGGGAGCAAUGAGCCGUACAACCUGGGAAUGGUGACAACCCACGGGCUGGAGACUUCCCAUGCAGAUACGUUUAGCAAUAUUUCAAGGGAAGGGACUUUAAUGGUGAGGGAGACCUCUGGUGAAAAAAAGCGUUCUGGCCACGCAGCCAGCAAUGGCUUUGCAGGUCACAUCAAUCUCCCUGACCUGGUGCAGCAAAGCCACUCGCCUGCCGGCACGCCGACCGAGGCCCUGGGGCGAGUCUCCACGCAUGCGCAGGACAUGGACUCGGUGCCUGAAUACGGUAUGGGAAGUAGCACCAAAGCCUCUUUCACCCCAUUUGUGGACACCAGAGUGUAUCAGACCUCACCUACUGAUGAAGACGAAGAUGAGGAUGAAGAGUCAUCUGCUACUGCCCUGUUCACCAGCGAGCUGCUCAGACAGGAGCAGGCCAAGCUGAACGAAGCCCGGAAGAUCUCGGUGGUGAACGUCAACCCCACCAACAUCCGUCCCCACAGUGACACCCCGGAGAUCCGGAAAUACAAGAAGCGCUUCAACUCGGAGAUACUCUGUGCUGCUUUAUGGGGGGUGAAUCUGCUGGUGGGCACCGAAAACGGCCUGAUGCUGCUGGACCGAAGUGGACAAGGGAAGGUCUACAACCUCAUCAACAGACGGCGAUUUCAACAGAUGGACGUACUCGAGGGUCUGAACGUCCUCGUGACAAUAUCGGGAAAGAAGAACAAGCUGCGCGUGUACUAUCUCUCCUGGCUGAGAAACAGGAUUUUACACAAUGACCCUGAAGUGGAGAAGAAGCAGGGCUGGAUCACGGUCGGGGACCUAGAGGGAUGCAUCCACUACAAAGUCGUGAAGUAUGAAAGAAUCAAGUUCUUGGUGAUUGCCUUAAAGAAUGCUGUAGAGAUCUACGCUUGGGCUCCUAAACCAUAUCACAAGUUUAUGGCAUUUAAGUCUUUUGCAGAUCUCCAGCACAAGCCGUUGCUCGUGGAUCUCACUGUAGAAGAGGGUCAGAGACUCAAGGUUAUCUUUGGAUCACACACUGGUUUCCAUGUGAUUGAUGUAGAUUCUGGGAACUCUUAUGAUAUCUACAUACCAUCUCAUAUUCAGGGCAAUAUUACUCCUCACGCCAUUGUCAUCCUGCCUAAAACAGACGGGAUGGAGAUGCUUGUGUGCUACGAGGAUGAAGGCGUCUAUGUGAACACCUAUGGCCGGAUAACUAAAGAUGUGGUGCUCCAGUGGGGAGAAAUGCCUACUUCCGUGGCUUACAUUCAUUCCAAUCAAAUAAUGGGCUGGGGAGAGAAGGCUAUCGAAAUCCGGUCAGUGGAGACGGGACAUUUGGACGGAGUAUUUAUGCACAAGCGAGCUCAAAGGUUAAAGUUUCUAUGUGAAAGGAAUGAUAAGGUGUUUUUUGCAUCGGUGAGAUCCGGAGGAAGCAGCCAAGUGUUUUUCAUGACCCUGAACAGAAACUCCAUGAUGAACUGGUAACAGAGGAGCACUUGGCGCUCACCGCCAUGGCAUUAUUUCUAAUUUAAAGGACAUUAAAGACGUGGACUAACACUGUAGAGGCAGGUGCGGAGGGCCCCGAGGAACACGGCUCCCCACGCUCCCCCGGCGCCGUCAGCCCCGGGGCAGGGGCUGCGGGCAGGGAUGGACUUUCGCGCUUGGACCCCCCGAGGUCUCCUGAUUACGCUGUGUUAUAGUGGGUUAUGAGAUUUCCUUUAUUUUAUUUUAAUUUUAUUUUUUUUUUAUUUUCCUUUUUCUUUGUCCCCUACUUUGUAAGAAAGGGCAGAGAAACAGUGUCAAAAAGUCUGUUUUUAAUUCUGUCUGCCUGCUAGCAUCAAAUAUAUAGUAUGUUGUAAAGUUACCAAUUAAAUCUGGUGAGAGACAGCACAAUAAAUGUACCUUUUAUCUUUGUGAUGAAGGCCAUAACCGUAUAGCUGGGUAAUUUUAGAAAUCUUUUGCCUUCACCAACAUUUACAUGUUGCUUUUGGCAGCAACGGCUUAACGGAUUUUUAAAGAAGAGAAACAAAUAAUAGGGUUUUUUUUCCCCUCUUUUGGGAAAUGGGUUUUAAAUGGCUAAACUACUAGCCUUAGACUAAUAAAAAUCAGCUACCAUU
This is a messenger RNA of Opisthocomus hoazin, 4386 nucleotides long. The record is from RefSeq and is a predicted model, not a curated record. Lineage: Eukaryota; Metazoa; Chordata; Aves; Opisthocomiformes; Opisthocomidae.